Molecule: messenger RNA, 3356 nt
Organism: Lepus europaeus (European hare)
Lineage: Eukaryota; Metazoa; Chordata; Mammalia; Lagomorpha; Leporidae
Gene: HRC
Product: histidine rich calcium binding protein
Exons: 6
Coding region: 165-3086 (973 amino acids)
Molecular function (GO): calcium ion binding
Source: RefSeq, a predicted model, not a curated record
CAGAAGGCAGAAGGGCAGAAGCAGGGAGAGCCAGCGUGGGGGAGAGACGCAGAGGGGGAGCAAGAAUCGGACCAGAAAGGGGACAAGGACCCCAGCAUUCCUCUGCACAGCCGCCAGGUCGCCGGAGUCACCCCAGGGGGCCGCUGUGCCGUCUGUCUGUCCCCAUGGGCCGCCGGGGACCGUGGCUGCACACUUGUCUCCUCUGGGCCGCUGUGGUCAGCCUGCUCCUCCCUCCUGCCGUCACCCAGCAGCUGAGAGGGGCCGGGCUGGGCCCCAGCACCUGGAACAACAAUGCAGGCGUCCCAGGGCCCUCAGGGGAGGCGGCGGCGGCCGAGUUUGGCCACCAGGGCCACAGCCACCGAAGCCCUGGGGAGGAGAAUGAGGACGUGUCCACGGAGAACGGACAUCACUUCUGGAGCCACAGAGACCACGGAGAGGCGGACGACGAAGUCUCCAGGGAAUACGGCCACCAACCCCAAGGCCACAGGUAUCACAGCCCUGAGGCUGGAGACGACAGUGUCUCUGAGGAGGGGGUCCACAGGGAGCACGCUCGGCAGGCCCACGGGCAUGGAGGCCACGGCAAGGAAGGCGUGGGAGGCCUAGCUGAGCAUGGCAGCCACGGCCACGAGGACGAGGACGAGGACGAGGACGUCAUCUCCAGCGAGCGUCCCCGCCACAUCCUCAGGCGUGCACCCCGAGGCCACGGCGGGGAAGAGGAUGAAGAAGAGGAGGAGGAGGAGGAGGUCUCCCUGGAGCACAGGCACCAGGCCCACAGGCACCAUGGCCACGGAGAGGAAGAAGAGGAUGACGAAGAUGACGAAGGUGAGUCUACUGAGAGCGACCAUCACCAGGCCCACAGGCACCGGGGCCACGGAGAAGAAGAAGAGGAUGACGAAGAUGACGAAGGUGAGUCUACUGAGAGCGACCAUCACCAGGCCCACAGGCACCGGGGCCACAGAGAAGAAGAGGAUGACGAAGAUGACGAAGGUGAUUCUACUGAGAGAGACCAUCACCAGGCCCACAGGCACCGGGGCCACGGAGAGGAAGAAGAGGAUGAUGAAGAUGACGAAGAGGAUGACUCUACUGAGAGCGACCGCCACCAGGCCCACAGGCACCAGGGCCACGGAGAGGAAGAAGAGGAUGACGAAGAUGACGAAGAGGAUGACUCUACUGAGAGAGACCGUCACCAGGCCCACAGGCACCACGGCCACGGAGAGGAAGAAGAGGAUGACGAAGAUGACGAAGGUGAUUCUACUGAGAGAGACCGUCACCAGGCCCACAGGCACCACGGCCACGGAGAGGAAGAAGAGGAUGAUGAUGACGAAGGUGAUUCUACUGAGAGAGACCGUCACCAGGCCCACAGGCACCGGGGCCACGGAGAGGAAGAAGAGGAUGAUGAAGAUGAUGAAGGUGAUUCUACUGAGAGAGACCGUCACCAGGCCCACAGGCACCACGGCCAUGGAGAGGAAGAAGAGGAUGACGAAGAUGACGAAGGUGAUUCUACUGAGAGAGACCGUCACCAGGCCCACAGGCACCGGGGCCACGGAGAAGAAGAAGAGGAUGACGAAGAUGAUGAAGGUGAUUCUACUGAGAGAGAUCGUCACCAGGCUCACAGGCACCGGGGCCACGGAGAAGAAGAAGAGGAUGACGAAGAUGAUGAAGGUGAUUCUACUGAGAGCGACCGUCACCAGGCCCACAGGCACCGGGGCCACGGAGAAGAAGAAGAGGAUGACCAUGACAAUGACGAUGAAGAUGACAACUCUACUCAGAAUGGACACCAGGCUCACAGGCACCGAGGCCACGAAGAGGAAGAAGAGGAAGAUGAGGAUGGUGACUCUACUGGGAGUGACCAUCACCAGGCCCACAGGCACUGGGGCCACGGAGAGGAAGAGGAUGAGGAAGACGAUGAUGACGAAGAUGAACACCAUCAUGUCCCUCACCGUGGGCACCGAGGCCAUGAGGAAGAUGACGAUGAUGGUGAUGGUGAUGACAGCACUGAGAACGGGCAUCAGGUGCACAGGCACCGAGACCACAGGAAAGAAGAGGCUAAGGCUGAGGUGACCUCAGAUGAGCACCAUCAUCACAUCCCUGACCACAGGCACCAAGGCCACGGAGACAAGGAAGGUGAGGAAGAGGAUGUGUCCACCGACCACUGGCACCAGGUUCCCAGACACGCCCACCACGGCCCUGGAGGGGAGAAGGAAGGUGGGGAGGAGGAGCUCACGGUCAAGGCUGGCCGCCACGUUGCAAGCCACCAACCCCCUGGCCACAGGAGCAGUGAGGAGGGCCACCCAGAGGAGCAUCAGACGGAAGUCCCCGGCCACCACCAGCACAGGAUGGAAGAUACGGACACCUCUGCUGAGCGUGGCCAUCCAGCCCCCAGCCACAGGCAGCAAGGCCACCCCCCGGAAGACACUGUGCAUAGUCACAGAGGGUCUCUGAAAGAGGAGAUUGGCCAUGAGUCCCCGGGACCCACGGGGGUCAAGGACGGAAGCCGUGUGAAGAGGGGCGGCUCUGAGGAGGAGGAGGAGCAGGGCUCCCAGGAGGAGGAGGAAGGCACCCACCACCACAGCCUGGAAGAUGAGGAAGACGAGGAGGAAGACCAUGGCCGCAGCCUGAGCCAGGAAGACCAGGAGGAAGAGGAGAGGAGAGGAGAGAGCACUAAGGUUCAGGCCCCGCUAAGCCACCACAGGGAGGAGGAGGAGGAAGAGGAGGAGGAGGAGGAAGGCCGGCUCCCCUUCACCAUCAUCCCCAACCCACUGGCCGGGAGGGAGGCAGCUGGAGGGGCCUCCAGUGAGGAGAGUGCCGAGGACACAGGGCCACAGGACACCCAGGAGUACGGCAACUACCAGCAAGGGUCCCUGUGUGGCUACUGCACCUUCUGCAACCGCUGCACUGAAUGUGAACAUUGUCGCUGUGAUGAGGAGAACAUGGGCGAGCACUGCGACCAGUGCCAGCACUGUCAGUUCUGCUACCUCUGCCCGCUUGUCUGUGAAACUGUCUGCACGCCAGGAAGCUACGUCGACUACUUCUCCUCGUCCCUGUACAAGGCCCUGGCGGACAUGCUGGAGACGCCGGAGCCGUGAGCUGGCCACGCCGCAGGGAGGCCUCCCGAGACGGCGAGCCGGAUUUGUCCCCCUGAAUAAACGCGCGCCCCGCAACCUCGCGGCUGGGUGCCGGCUCUGGAUUCUCGGGGCCGCGAGCAACGGGGGUGGGGUCGCCGGGCUCCGGGGCCUGCGGGACUCGGGCCCUGAACCCCUGGGGCCCCGAGGCGGCGGCUUGGCUCGCUAGCUCGCUCGCUCACUCCCUGCCCCCAAAUCAGUCAACACGCAAGCUUUUUGAAACGGUUCUCUUUA